Molecule: messenger RNA, 2808 nt
Organism: Jaculus jaculus (lesser Egyptian jerboa)
Lineage: Eukaryota; Metazoa; Chordata; Mammalia; Rodentia; Dipodidae
Gene: Gbe1
Product: 1,4-alpha-glucan branching enzyme 1
Exons: 16
Coding region: 57-2147 (696 amino acids)
Biological process (GO): glycogen biosynthetic process
Cellular component (GO): cytoplasm
Molecular function (GO): cation binding; 1,4-alpha-glucan branching enzyme activity; hydrolase activity, hydrolyzing O-glycosyl compounds
Source: RefSeq, a predicted model, not a curated record
CCCGCCCGGGCCCGCUCGACCCUCUCGGGCCUCGGCUGCUCAGGCUGCGGGGGAAGAUGGCUGCUGCGGGCAAGUGCUCCGACGCCGAGCUGCAGGCCGCCCUGGCCGACGUGCCCGACCUGGCCCGACUCCUGGACAUCGACCCGUACCUGAAGCCCUACGCCAAGGACUUCCAGCGCAGGUAUAAGAAGUUUAGCCAAAUUUUGAACAACAUUGGAGAGAAUGAAGGCGGUAUAGAUAAGUUCUCCAGAGGCUACGAAUCAUUUGGCAUCCAUAGAUGUGCUGAUGGUGGCUUAUACUGCAGAGAAUGGGCCCCAGGAGCAGAAGGAGUUUUUCUUACAGGAGACUUCAGUGGUUGGAAUCCAUUUUCUCAUCCAUACAAAAAAUUGGAUUAUGGAAAAUGGGAGCUGUAUAUCCCACCCAAUCAGAACAAAUCUCCAGUGAUACCUCAUGGGUCCAAGAUAAAGGUAGUGAUUACUAGUAAAAGUGGAGAAAUCUUGUAUCGUAUUUCACCAUGGGCAAAGUAUGUGGUUCGUGAAGGUGGCAAUGUGAAUUAUGACUGGAUACACUGGGAUCCAGAAGACACAUAUAAAUUUAAGCAUUCCAGACCUAAGAGGCCAAGAAGUCUGAGAAUUUAUGAAUCUCAUGUGGGAAUUUCUUCUCAUGAAGGAAAAAUAGCUUCUUAUAAACAUUUUACAAGCAAUGUGCUACCACGAAUCAAAGACCUUGGAUACAACUGCAUUCAGUUAAUGGCAAUCAUGGAACAUGCUUAUUAUGCAAGUUUUGGGUACCAAAUCACAAGCUUUUUUGCAGCUUCAAGUCGCUUUGGAACACCAGAAGAAUUAAAAGAACUUGUUGAUACAGCUCAUUCGAUGGGCAUGAUGGUCCUCCUAGAUGUGGUACACAGCCAUGCUUCCAAAAAUUCAGAUGAUGGGUUGAAUAUGUUUGAUGGAACUGAUUCCUGUUAUUUUCAUUCUGGACCCAGAGGGACUCAUGAACUUUGGGAUAGCAGAUUGUUUAUCUACUCAAGCUGGGAAGUUUUGAGAUUCCUCUUAUCAAACAUAAGAUGGUGGUUGGAAGAAUACUGCUUUGAUGGAUUUCGUUUUGAUGGGGUCACCUCCAUGCUAUACCAUCACCAUGGAAUGGGUCAAUGCUUUUCAGGUGAUUACAGUGAAUAUUUUGGUCUACAAGUAGAUGAAGAUGCAUUAAUUUAUCUCAUGUUGGCAAAUCAUUUGGUUCACACAUUGUAUCCAGAUUCCAUAACAAUAGCUGAGGAUGUUUCUGGAAUGCCAGCUCUUUGUUCUCCUAUUUCCCAGGGUGGAGGUGGUUUUGACUACCGGUUGGCAAUGGCUAUCCCUGAUAAGUGGAUACAACUACUUAAAGAAUUUAAAGAUGAAGACUGGAACAUGGGCAACAUAGUAUACACUCUUACAAACCGGCGCCACCUAGAAAAGUGCGUUGCUUAUGCAGAGAGCCAUGAUCAGGCUCUGGUUGGUGAUAAGACCCUGGCCUUUUGGUUGAUGGAUGCUGAGAUGUACACAAAUAUGAGUGUUCUGGCUCCCUUUACUCCAGUUAUAGAUCGCGGAAUACAGCUUCACAAAAUGAUUCGGCUUAUCACUCAUGCCCUGGGUGGAGAAGGCUAUCUUAAUUUCAUGGGUAAUGAAUUUGGGCAUCCUGAAUGGUUAGACUUCCCAAGGAAAGGAAAUAACGAGAGUUACCACUAUGCCAGAAGGCAGUUUCACUUAGCUGAUGAUGACCUCCUUCGCUAUAAGUUCCUCAAUAACUUUGACAAAGAUAUGAAUAGACUGGAAGAAAGAUGUGGUUGGCUUUCAGCUCCACAGGCCUAUGUGAGUGAACAACAUGAAGGCAACAAGGUCAUCGCUUUUGAGAGAGCAGGCCUCCUUUUUAUUUUCAACUUCCACCCAAGCAAGAGCUACAGUGAUUAUCGAGUUGGAACGGCCUUGCCUGGGAAAUUCAAAAUUGUACUAGAUUCAGAUGCGCUGGAAUAUGGAGGGCACCAGAGACUGGACCACAAUACUGAUUUCUUUUCUGAGGCUUUUGAACAUAAUGGACGUCCCUACUCUGUUUUGGUGUACAUUCCAAGCCGAGUGGCCCUCAUUCUGCAGAAUGUGGAUCUGCCCAACUGAAGAAACCCAAUUCCAGCCCACCUCCAGGGCAUAUGUUUGGGUUUGCUGGUUUUUAAUGUCACAGAGUGAAUAUGUGUCAUGCUGCAAAACAGCUAUUUAGCCAAAACGACAGGCUGAAGUUCAGUAUUAGCACAUGCAAAUAUAUCAAACUUUGCUUCAAGAAUUGGAGAGGAAAUUUUAGCAAUCCCUAUUCAUAAGCCACCUGAACAGCUAGGCUUCUCUCUUUAGAGAAUAUUACUUUCACAGCACUUUAUUUGAUCUUUCAAUUUUCAAUUUGAAUUAUUCAUCAUGUAUGUUUAUCCUGUUGAAUAUAUACAGUAUUUUGUGAGAUGAAUAUUUGGUGGCCUUAUUUGUUCUAAUAAAUAGUGGUCUAAAUUGUGAGGUACCAAGUUCAUUUUGUUUUAUGCAAAUUGUGUUUUAAAAUACUGUAAUAAAUAUGAAGCAAUAAUAUAAAAUUACAAAUUAGAUAAAAGGUAAUAUAAGAGCCAUUAUCUAUGAACUCUCCCGUGCCUCAUUUUGCAGUAAGUUUAUCUUGUAAUCUGCUGUUCACAAACUAUUUUAAUAGAUGCUUAUCUCUCUGUCUUUUUAAAGAUGUGAUAUGGUAAUUGUAGCAUUUCAGAAAAUGUCUUUCAUUUCAAUCAAUAAAAAUUACAUAAUUGCA